Gasterosteus aculeatus aculeatus (three-spined stickleback) is the source of this 7886-nucleotide messenger RNA. The record is from RefSeq and is a predicted model, not a curated record. Lineage: Eukaryota; Metazoa; Chordata; Actinopteri; Perciformes; Gasterosteidae.
AGCCCCCCUCCUCCCCUCUCUCACCCCCCUCCCGCCCGUCCCCCGCCCCACGCGGAGAAAACCAAAUACAGAGCCCGAGUGCACGCGGAGGGAUGGCAGCGGCCGUGGACUGUGUUUACGACGCAGAGCGCACGUGAGCGGCGUCACCUCGGAAGACGGACGCCGCGCGCACCCGUGUCCUAAACGCACGCGCACGAUCCGCUAUCAUCUGCUCGCGAGCCCGCUCACAUCUGUCCGCUUCUUUUUACGUUCGGCUUCUUCGUUGUGUUUUUCCGGGGGGGGGAGCGGGGGGAUGGCGCAGAUGCAAGGAAGACCGUUUAGCGGACGAGGAGCGCGAGCGGACCGUGGAACCGGGGAGCCUCUCAUCCGUACCCUUUAAAUUCGACGCACGCGACGCCUGCGCGCUGAUACGGGGAUCUCGAGCGGCCCGGUAGCCCCCGGUAGCCCCCCGGUAGCCCCCCCCGGUCCAGUCGCCAAACCGGCGGCGGUGCACUUGCCAGGGGCGGGAGAACCCGAGAGCAUCCCUCCAUUCCCGCCCAGUCUUUCCUCCCCUCGCUCUCUCGCCCCCGGCGCAUGCCGGAGCUCUAGCGGGAUCUCGUCUGAAGUCAGGGACCAGGGGGGGAGAGGGGGAGAGGGGGGAGGAGGAGGGAGGCUGUCCGGCAGCGUGCGGAGGCAGUGUUUCGGAGGAUGCUGCGGGAGUAGAGAGCGGCCUCCGAGCGGAAGAUGGGGAAGGACCAGGAACUGCUGCAGGCGGUGAAGACCGAGGACCUGCUCACCGUGCAGAAGCUGCUGCAGAGGCCUCGGCCCGGGAAAGCAAAGCUCCUCGGCUCGGCAAAGAAAGUGAAUGUCAACUUCCAGGACACAGACGGGUUUUCUCCGCUGCAUCAUGCGUCUCUCAAUGGGAACCUGGAGCUCAUCACUCUGCUGCUGGAGUCACAGGCAGCUGUCGACAUCAGAGACCAGAAAGGUAUGCGGCCGCUGCACUACGCAGCAUGGCAGGGGAAGGCGGAGCCCAUGAAGAUGCUGCUGAAGUCCGGCUCGUCCGUCAACGGCCAAUCAGAUGAGGGGCAGAUUCCUCUCCACCUGGCGGCGCAGCACGGCCACUACGACGUGUCGGAGAUGCUGCUGCAGCACCAGUCCAACCCGUGCAUUGUGGACAACGCGGGUAAAACACCUCUGGACCUGGCCUGCGAGUUCGGCAGAGUCGGGGUGGUGCAGUUGUUGCUGUCCAGCAAUAUGUGUGCUGCCUUGCUGGAGCCCAAAAAAGGAGACACCAACGACCCCAACGGGACGUCUCCGCUCCACCUGGCCGCCAAGAAUGGACACAUAGACAUUAUCAGACUCUUGAUCCAGGCGGGAAUCGACAUCAACCGACAGACCAAAGCGGGCACUGCCCUGCACGAAGCCGCCCUGUGUGGAAAGACUGAGGCCGUGAGACUCCUGCUGGAGAGUGGCAUCAAUGCCACGGUGAGAAACACCUACAGCCAGACUGCACUCGACAUCGUAUACCAGUUCUCUGCAACACAGGCCAGCAGAGAGAUCAAACAACUGCUGAGGGAUGCAUCAGCGGCCCUCCAGGUUCGGGCUCUGAAGGAUUACUGCAACAACUACGACCUGACCAGCCUCAACAUCAAAGCAGGAGACGUCAUUACGGUUCUGGAGCAGCACCCCGACGGUCGCUGGAAAGGCUGUAUCCAUGACAACCGAACAGGAAAUGACCGCGUGGGCUACUUCCCUUCCACCAUGGUGGAGGUCAUCAGCAAGCGCACAGGUUUGGCCAGCACAGUCAUUUGCACCCAACAGUUUCAAAAGAUACCGCUGGUUCCUCCGACAACGGUUGCCCCUGCCAACGCGGUAGUCAACGGCAACGACACCACGUUCCAUCAGAUCCAUAUCCUGCCUCCACCGCCUCCUCCUCCACCACAUUCCCAUCAGCCACUGCUUCCACUUUUCACUUCCUUUGGCUAUAGCAAGUCGCCCGUGACAACCCCACUGGGAGACACACCCACUGCCCCAGGUUGUCGCGGCUCAGAGGCCAGUCCUCACAGCCCCCCCGCCGCGUGCUGCGGGCCCCACGGAGGCUCCAACGAAGAGAUCUGGGUUCUGCGCAAGUCAGUGGCAGGUGGAGACCGCAGCAGUCUGGGUAGCUCUGGCAGUGUGACCAGCGUGAGGUCGUCGGGCAGCGGUCAGAGCGCCGGCAGUACCGGGCACGUCCUUCAUGCGCAGGCUGAGGGGGUCAAGCUGCUCGCCACCGUCUUGUCCCAGUCUGCCAAAGCCAAGGAGCAUCUGCUGGAGCAGUCCAAGUCGGUGGACCAGCCUGCAGGCUCCGCCAGCUCCUCGAGGACAUCGAGCCAAUCGGGCUGUCCACUCCACGAGGCGCCGCCUUACGACGCCGCGGUGACCAGGAAGGGGGAGGGGCAAGCCGAGGGGAAGAGCUCAGAGGCCGUUGUCCAAUGGCUGAGCGACUUUCAGCUGCAGGUCUACGCACCAAACUUCCUGGGCGCUGGGUAUGACUUGCCCACCAUUAGCCGAAUGACCCCGGAGGAUCUGACGGCGAUCGGAAUCACCAAACCAGGUCACAGAAAGAAGAUGACGUCUGAGAUUAACAAACUAAGUGUCAGCGAGUGGCUGCCUGAGCACAAACCGGCCAAUCUGGCAGAGUGGCUGUCUGCCGUGGGUUUGAGCCAGUACCACCAGGUGUUGGUGCAGAACGGUUAUGAGAACAUCGAGUUCAUCACGGACAUCACUUGGGAGGACCUACAGGAAAUAGGCAUCAUCAAACUAGGCCACCAGAAGAAGCUGAUGCUGGCGGUGAAGCGGCUGGCCGAAAUGCAGCGCGGCUCCCUGAGAAAGAAGCCGCCGCCAAUCACACAGCAGCAGGACGUCAUGUCGGCGGACGGUCCGCCUCUAGACGAGGUCACGUCUCCAAAGUUGAGCACUUUCCAGGACAGCGAGUUGAGCACCGAGCUACAGAGCGCCAUGACCCAGCCGGGUCAGGAGGUCAAAGCUCAGCGAACGCGCAGCAGAGACCAGGAGGAGGUGACGGCAGGCGGAGGGGGAGGAGGCACUGCGCCACCUAAGAAGGAGGCGCGGACUAUGAGGCAGCAGAGCAGCCAGGGGAGUAACUCCUCCCACAGAGGGAGUGUCUCCUCUCAAGGCAAACACCGUCACCCCCACUCGCAGCCUGCCCCGCCCUACACGCCCCCUCACACUCCGACCAAGACCCGAACCUCAUCUUCCUCCUCCUCCACCUCCUCCGUCCAGAGCACAGCGUCCCCGCAGGCCAAACACAAGCCGUGCCCCCAGUUCAUCCAGGGGGAGAGGCCUCAGUCGCCGCGCUCCCAACCCCCUCAGUCCCCGACCCAACGCGGCCCGCCGGGUCCCCAGCAACAGCAGCCCGCCCCCCCCGAGGUGAUGGAGGAGCCGCCCCCGCGGGUCCCCCUCCUCUGCCUCCCACCGGAGGCGGAGCUGGCCGAGGGGGAAGGGGGGGAGUCUUCGGCGCUCCAGAACAAGCGCGGACACCGGACCGAUACGCUCGCCUCGGACGGUGAGUGUGACGAGAGGGCGGGGGGAGGAGAGGGGCGUGAGGGAGGGGGGGAGGCCGAGGUGGCGGGAGGUCCGGCCUGUGGCGCCGUGAGAGGGGACGGAGUCAAAUACGCGACGGUGACCCACCGCGUCAGCCGCAGCCACUCGGUGCGCAACCAGGACAAGACCCUCAACCGCUACCACACGCAGCCCUUUGCCCUGCGCCAGAAGAAGAAAGGGCCGCCCCCGCCGCCGCCCAAGCGCUCCAGCUCCGCCAUCUCCACCUCCAACUCCAACCUGACGGAGGCCAACGCGCAGCCGCACGAGCUCGCCACCACAGGGGGGAUGCUGGACGUUCCUUACCUCCAACAGCGGCGGGCCAGCGACCUGGGGAUGUCCGUGGGGGGCGGUUCCGUCGAGACGAGCAGCGUGGGUAGUGUGAGGAGCAUCGCCGCCAUGUUGGAGAUGUCUUCUAUUGGAGGCGGGGCCAAAGGCAUGCCGCUGCAAAAGAUCUUUCACCAGGUGGGGAAGACGCGCGACGCCAUCGGCCUGGACGGCGAAGUGGUGAACCGGCGGCGGACCAUUAGUGGCCCGGUCAGCGAGCUGGUGGCGGCUGCCAGGCGCGAACAGCCGACUCCCGUCCUUCCGUCUCCCGCCGUCCAGCCCGAAGACGCCCCUCUCCCGGAAAAUUGCUCCGCCCCCAACCCCCCGUCCUCGCCCCACCCCGGCUCGGCGGGCAGUUCGUCGGAGAACCUGCCGUUCGCGGACGAGGGAAGCCUGACCAUCCGGCGCCAGGGUCGAGGAGAAGGAGAAGGACAGUGUGUAUUUUGUGUUUGUCUGCAGGGGGACGCCGAGGGUCCCCAGGGAGACGGAGGCGCCGCGCAGGAGGACAUCUCCAGGGUCGAGGCCACGGCGACCUUCAAGCGACGGGCCCGCAGCUCCAAGCCCCACCCCAACGGCUCGGACUUCACCCUGCAGGAGUCGUCCACCGUCAAGCGGCGGCCCAAGAGCCGCGACAAGGAGCCCGAGGGCUACGCCGACCUGGCCGCCAACGGAGAGCCCCCGGGGGGCGGGCCGCCCAACACCACGCAACCCGCGCCCUACCAGAACGGCACGACCACGGUGAAGCGCCGCCCGCCGUCCGACACCGGAGUGACCGAGCAGCCGCAGCCGCAGCCGCAGGCGAGCGCAGCGCCGCGGCGGGACAGCGUGGACCAAGCAGCUCCGGUCGGGAAUGAAGGAGGUCCCGCGAGGAAACCGAAGCCCCCCGUCUCCCCCAAGCCUGUGGUGGCACAGAUAAAGAGACAGGCCGGCCCGCUGACUCCCCCGCACCCUGUCUCCAACAAGAGAGUCCCCCUGCCCGGCCCCGGGACGCCUGGGAGCCCAGUGGAAGGAAAGAAGAUUCCUCCACCUGUCUCGCCUAAGCCGGCGCCCCCGCCCACCGCACCCAAACCGGCCAAGCUCAUCCACUCCAUGACCAGCCCGUCCUCCCCGGGCCCGGCCCCGGUCCAACAGCACCCGGCCGUGGCCCGACAGACCAGCUCGCCGCCCUGCUUCCCUCCCUCCCACAUCCCCGGGCCGCCCAACGCCAAGCCGCUGAGCCCGUCCCCCCCGAGCCCCCGCACGCCGCAGACCCCCACCACACCACAGACGCCCGCCACCCCCAGCCCGACCCCGCCGCCUGUCAAGCCCCCCCGCUCCUCCAUUGGCGGGGUGUCGGUCGACAGCGGGAUGGCGGGAGGCGGAGUCACGGCGCCUGCUGCUACGACGCCGGAUCUUGAUGCGGAUUCGUUGGUGCAUCAGAAGCUGGAGGAGACGAGCGCGUCGCUGGCCGCGGCGCUGCAGGCUGUGGAGGAUAAGAUACUGCUGCACGAGGACUCCGUGGAUGAGCAGAAGACCACCGUUAGCAUCCUCGACGACAUCGGCAGCAUGUUCGAUGACCUGGCCGACCAGCUGGACGCCAUGUUGGAGUAGCCACCCUAAACCAGUCAGCGUGUCUCCAUGGCAACGCUGCACCUGACGACACAAGAGGCGACGCCUCCCCGCGUCUCUCUCUCUCCGUGUCUUCGCCUCUCUCUCUCUGCCAGGCUCAUUCCCCUUCACACUCCUCGCCCGUCCUCCUCUUGCUCCCCCGUCGCCGACCAUCCGGAUUCCGAUGGAGCGGCGGCGGCUCCGGCCUGGACAGACACGUGGCAGAGAGAGCGCCAGAACGAAGAAGUAAUAACGAGAGAGACAUUAAAAGAGAGAAGGUUAAAAACACGUAUGAUGAGGAGAGAAAAAUAUAAAAGUGAUGAAGAAAUGCAACAAAACGGACUGCAGAACUCUGAAGCUACGACGGUGAACAAAUAAAGUAAACUAGUACUGAUUGAAAAGCCAACUGUGUGACGAAUCAUAGUGUGGUACGUGUACAUUCUACGCAUGGAGAGUUUAUAUCUACUGAAAACAGUCCUGCAUUAGCACAGUAAUAUAUAUAUAUAAUAUGAAUCGCUUUGGUUUGGUGUUCUGUGUGGAAUGGUGACCUCUGGUGUUGUGACGAUGUAAAGGACUUGGUGCAAAGAUUUUUAAUUCGUGACCAAAACGAGAAUACUCAGCUCUGAGUGUGUGUGUGUGUGUGUGUGAGAGUAUGAGUGUGUGUGUGUGUGACAGACGUGUGUGCACGUGAGCUUGUCGGAAUCACAUUUCCAGUUCUGACAGCGUUCAUACACUCUGCUGCAUCCUAACCCCCCCCCCCCCCCCCCCCGUCCCCUCCAUGGACGCAGACCUACAGGAGAAGCACAAUGACCCACACAGCCGGCUCGCACACACACACACACACACACACACAGUGGGGAGCCCGCACAAUGUCAAUGUCAGAAGAAGCUGCAGCAGGUUGUACAGGAGGACUUUUAGGAUGUUUGGGGGGGGGGGGGGCUUUCAGCGAGGCGGGUGGGUGUUACAGUACGUUUUUUUCAUGAAGACAGGUCAAAGGUUGGCCUGGACGCAGGCAGUGUGUCCGCUGCACUGAGCUCGACCCCUCGACCCGGACCCUUCCUGAUCACUGCUGUGGUCUCAGAAAAGUACUAAAGCAACAAGCUCCAGGCCCCCACUCAGAAAGACGACUCCACCUUCGGGUGUAGUUCAAUGGGCGCAGAAGGGGAAUUAGUUUUUAAAGCAGGGAUUCGUGGACUCUGAUGCAGAUUACUGAUCCCGUAUCAGUGCAGACACACUACAACACACAACACUCGGAUGUCUUCCUCUUAUAGAAUACUAGAGGUCAGAUUGUGUUUGAACGAGUGAGUGAAUCGAAGUGACCGUGGAAACACUCGGGUCUGAUCGAGUGAAUCCUUUUGUUGUGGAUUCUACUUCUGACUGUUACCAGUAAGCUGAUAAAGUCCAGUACAGCUGCAUUCCUACUUUAAAUACGCUGCAUUCACAUGAGCCGCAUCUCUCCCAACGCUCUCCCAACCACCCCGCGUUGCCAUGACAAUCUACAUAUUUACCCUCAUCCUUCUCUAUUGGCGUCGCCAUGGUGACUGAGCAGUGCGUUGCCGUGACAAAAAUGGAAAAAUGUUAAAGGGUGCGGAUGGAGGAAAUCGGAGUUCUGCAGAGCUGGAGGCUUUGUGUUGGUGCAACAUUUAAAGGGGCACUCCAGGGUUUGUUUUAUCACACGUUAAGGGGCACGGUGGGGGUCAGGCUCCAGGAGAACAUACUACACUUCCCAUCAUGCAGUGAUGGAGGGCGGGCUCUCAGUUACAAAAUAACAACCCUGAUGACGUCACUAUAACGUUAGUAUUUGUUUCAGGUUUGACAGAACUAAUUAAAGGACAUUGUUAAAACCUUUUGCCCAGCUGAGUACUAACUAAGAUAAGUUAGUAAAAUGAGCGGAGUGACCCUUUAAAACCAACAAAAAAUUUACACUCGGCCUACGAAGACUGAAUCCAGGUUCUCCUCGUAUACAUGACCAAGAAUUCAGAGAACAGUUGUGGUAUUUAAACUAUGAUCACAUAGAGAUUAUAUAUAUGGAUAUUUGCAACAAAAAAAAAGAAAUGUAUUUAUGAUGUGUGUGUCAUCCUGAAGGCUAUUUUCAAAAGUAAACAGGUGUAACCUGAGUGUCGGUUUGCUUCUCCAUGCUACUGUGGUCCGAGCUGAUGAAUCAUUGUAGGAUACCAUGUCGGGAUGUUUCCAGGAUCCUUUUUUUGUUCUGCCUACAUGUGUCAGGUGUGGCUAUGUGUAUAAUACAAGCAAUUCCUGUUGUUGCGUUUUGUUCUUUUUUGUAUGAUUUCAGAUGCAAUGUUCUGUUUUUGUUUUGUUUUCUUUGAAACAUGUGCCUUGCUUUGUGAUUUUGGUCUGACUACAAUACAGUAGGUGGCGUAUAUAGAAUA